Molecule: messenger RNA, 5136 nt
Organism: Heterobilharzia americana
Lineage: Eukaryota; Metazoa; Platyhelminthes; Trematoda; Strigeidida; Schistosomatidae
Source: the annotation of a GenBank genome assembly
AUGUUUAGAACUGCACCUGAUUCUUAUUUGAUGCGUCUGAUGGAGCUUCAUCAAACCCUAAUAGGAAUUACAAAAUCAGAAGCUGAUUAUCGUCUUUUGGAUGCUGCUCGAAAAGUUGAAUUAUAUGGGAUUCGGUUACACGCUGCAAAAACUAUAGAAGACAAGCCAGUUAAUAUGGGAGUAAAUCAUGUUGGAAUUAUGAUAUUUGAGAAUUUCUCUCGCUUGAACACCUUCAACUGGUCAAUGAUUCGUAAACUCAGUUUUAAACGUCGUAAAUUACUAAUUAAACUUCAUAUGGAAGCAUAUGGUUAUGGAAAUGAUACCAUCGAAUUUUCAUUUUCUACUCGCAAUAGUUGCAAGAACUUUUGGAAAAAAUGUAUUGAACAGCAUACCUUUUUUCGUUCAGUAUCACCGUAUGAUAAUAGGAAAUCUGGAACAUCUAGUCGUGGCUCUGGUGUAUUUACCUAUUCUUCAGCAAAUCUAUUCUCAUUUCCUUUCUCAAAACUGCGUAGAUCAGCCAGCUGUGGAGCUAAUGGUCUGUCUAGCUCAAGGAAAACUCUUAAAAGUAAUGAUGAAGAGAAUUCAGUUAGUUGCAAUACAAAAAGUUCUCAGAAUUCUCAUCUUAGUACACCUGUUAAGCGAAUGGCUCAUUUGAGCUUAACAGGCUCUAAUUUCCACUAUACAGGUCGUACUCAGAAGCAAAUCAUGGAAUCAAACCACAAUACAUUACAUGAUAACCCUGACAAUAUCAAGUUUUCAUCUGAAUACAAUUCAUCUAGUUUAAAAAUCAAUCCAUAUUGUGAUGAUGACAAUAAGACAACAUCGAUGCGCCGAAAAUCGCAUGCUUUAGCCAAGCUACUUGCUCAAAAAUACCCACUCACUAGUGGUGGUGGUGCACGUGAUCAUUUGGAAUUAUUUCGUCUUUCAUUUACUUCACUCAUUCCAUAUCCCUCUUCAUCAUUCGAUAAUAAUAACAACAAUAUGUAUGAUACGUCGUCUAUAUUAUCUGGAAGGAAUGGUUUUAAGUGGAAUUGUAAUCGAGCUGUCAGUACUUCAUCUAUUGAUCGUCAAGUAACCUAUUGUAAACGAAAACUUAGUACACAUUCAUACGUUCCUCGCCAUUUUUCUGGUACAAUAAGUAGACAAUCUUCUGCAUCACAAGAUGUACAUACAAUUGAUUGGUCAGAUAGUAAGUAUUACAAUGAACAGUCUAAUUUUAUUAAUCACGUCGUAAAAGACCCAUCAAGUCGUUAUUUAUCGAAAGACUCUGUGAAUAUAUCCAAACCAUCUGAGAAUGCAUCGACUUUUUCAUCUUCAUGUUCUCUCACGUCUGAAUCAUAUCCAAGACCAGUAUCUUAUGAUGAACCAUUAGAGUAUACACAAUUUCUUUUAACUUCAAAAAAUGACUUAUCUCAUCUUCAAAUCUGUGAACUGGAUUAUAGUGCAGAUGAAAAGGAUACAUCACCUAUGUCUGUAAUUUCCACUCGAGAAAAUAUACAGUCUUUUACGAAUUCAAUACAAUCUCCGUUAAUGUUAUCCGUUAAUCAAACAUGUGAAAAAGAAACUUAUGAUAUCCACAAAAAGUGUAAUGAUCGGUUAACGGAAAAAGAGGAUUUUUCAACUUCGAAUAAAAGUUUGCAUAAACUAAUUUCAGAUGUUGAUAGUCAGCAAACCAUUGCUUCUACAGAUACAGACAAUGAUGAAGAAGCCUUCAGUAAAUUAACUAAUAAUGUUUCAUUGAAAAAAGUUAUCACAUCAGUUAAUGCAUACUCCAUAGUUAAUCAUCAAAUCAUGGAGGAUAAUAAUAUAUACGAACCGUAUUCACCAUCCCAAGUCUCUGGGGGAAAUUUUGAAGUAUUUUCUCAAGAUGAUGAUACAAGACAAUCAGAGGAGGAAAAAAGGAAUGAAGAUGAUAGGUCUAAUCAGAGUAAGAGUGAAACAGACCCUGGACAGAAUGAAACUGCUUCUGUCGAUGUCAGUCUCGUCGAUUUACAUUCACCUAGAAAAUCUCGUGAUAACUCACUAUUCAAUAGUUUAAUAGCAUUCAGCGAAGACAUUUCAUCAAAGGAUGAUAAAAGUCGUCUUGCAUCUAUGACUGAUGUCGCACAAAGUGAAUUAUUAGAUGACUUGGAGAGUGAUAUUCAGUCUGACCAGUUAAUGAAUGUGGAUGAAGCCCCAGAAAGCUUAGCUGAUGCUAUUUCAUUAGGCGCUAUCUCUCUGAUUACGGGUUUAUCAGAUGAUGAUAGUGGUGGGGAUGACGACAACUUGUAUAACAGUAAACACGAUGAUAUUCUGAACAAAACCUCAGUAUGCCGUGAUUCAGAUCAAGGUUCGAAAGUUAAACUAUCAAAAAGUUUAAGUCAUUUACCUGUCACUAAAAAUAAUUCUCAUCUAAGACAAAAUACAUCAUCUAACAUGGAUAAUGUCGAGGCUGGAAAAACUAAAAUAGAAUCUUCAGCCCUAACAACUUGUGAACUUGUUCGAGCGAAGUCCCAACAGCUAUUCUCAAAAUGUACUACACCAUCAAGACAUUCUCCGAAAGAAUCUGAUUCAUUAAUUCCAUCAAUGCUCUCAUCACAUAAUAUUUCUACACCAGAUUUCAAUGGUACAUCACAUAAAGUUGACCAAAAUAUUUCUGAGCUACUGACCAUCGCUUCAGGCUGUUUAAAUAUCUUCAAAGAGGUCUUGUUAACGGAAUCAAUGUAUAGUCAUCAAUUAGAAUUUUUGCUUACGACUCCAUUGGAUAUGGCUAGUUUAUUUAAUGUGAUACCAUUAAUGAAUUGGUUGCAGAAUCGUUUACUACCACUUCUAAAACCAAUAAUUGAUCGGCAAAAAUCAGUAAAAGUUUUCAGUAAACAAUUAUUAUCAAAAUCAAAGGAUGAUGGUGUGGAAAGUUUAUUUCAGUCUUCUAAAAUAAAUCAUGAAUCUUCAAUGUUUACGAAUCGAAUGUCGGUUUAUCUCAGUUCAUCUGAAUCAUCACUAUCUCAUACUGUACCACAGUUGAAUAAGAAUGAAGACUUUUCCAGCUCUGAAUUAUCAAGUUUUUAUCUUUCACCUCAUUUUAUCAAACAUAAACAUAAAAAGUGUGGAAUGCAUUCAGCACUCAAAGAAUUACAAAGCCUUAGUUGUUGUGUUAAUUUAUUAAUGAAUUUAUUAGAUCAAUUACAGUGCUAUGAAAUAUGGAUCAAGAAUUCUGCUAACUUACUAUCAGAACUAUGGAUGUUAGCAUUUUCAGACAUUCUUGGAUUACAUUCUAACAGAGAUACCGAGUUAGUUAAUAGUCAUAUAAAUGUAAAUACUGACUCGCAAAUCGAUAAAAUGCAAGUCGCCAACACUGAAAACCAUUUUGACAACAGUGUAAAAUAUUCACCAGCUCUGAUACGUAAGGUGUUAUGCGACCUAGAAAAUCGAUCUUCUAUUGGUUCAUUAUGGAAUUACUUAUUGUUGCCGAGUCGACGUUUUCGAAGUUAUUGUAACUUAUUACAAUCUAUUGUCAAUCAACUGUCAGAACACUCAAGUUCUGUUCUGUGUCAAACUGUUUUCAGUCAAUUUGUAUUGUCCAGGCGAUCUCUCAACAACAUUUUGGACCAAACAGAAAGAGUUGCAUUGGCACUGCAAUUGUCAAUAAUUGUUUUUCCUCUGGAUAAAUUCUUUUACACUUCAGAUAAUUAUGUGAAUGAAAAUGCACAAGAACGUGAUAACUUAGCAAAUGAUGGACAGAAACACCAAAACAACACUAGUACAACUUAUCAAUCUUAUUCUAAAUAUGAUAAUGAUGAGGAUAUUAUUGAAAGCUUGCAAAUCAAUUCAACUGCUUUAUUAGAUUCUCUUAAUAGGUGUCCAGUAAUUCGUUUCGGUUGGUUGAACAAGUAUUCUCGACAUGGAUUUCAACCACGAUUAGUUUUCCUGUUUACAGAGCAUUUAAUCUAUGCAAGCCGAAUUCGUGGUGUAGCUGGUUUAUACUUGAAAAUUCAUGGUAUUAUAUCACUGUCAAAUAUUGCCGUUGAAAGGAAUGUACCACGUAAAGACCAUGGUAGUAGUGAUGAAACUUCAGAUCAGAAUAAACAAUUAAAAUGUUUUAAAUUUGGUCUAGUCGUAACAUAUUCAAGUCAUUCCCCAGUUCAUGGACUAUCAGAGGAAUCUAAUUCAUGUGUCACUAGUCGAAAUUCUAAUCUGUCUCGAGUUUCAAAAUCACAGUCUCCAUGCCGUUAUAGAUUACGAAAACACCGUAAACGUUUUAUAUUUGGUGUAUAUGAUGAAUUUGAUUAUGAAGCUUGGAUUGGUGAUAUCAGUCGGUUGGCAACAGACGUCACAACAGGUACAACAGCAUCUCUUUCGAAUAUCAAUGAUUCUAGAAUUCUAAAUCGGACACAACUCUAUAAACAUACUGGAAUUAUUCGUCUACGUAAUUCAUGUACUUCAAAUAUCAUGUAUUCACAAGUUGCACAAAGAUGUCUGACAGAUGUCAACACUAACCGGUAUCCUUCAGAUUCUGAUGUUAUUCAAAGUAGUCCUCAAAAGUCUACAGCUUUAAUACCUUCAUUUCGAAAUAAUUUGAUUGGAUUUUGUUGGCGACAGCAUGCAUCAGUUUCAUCCGUUCAAUUGUUAAAUAUUAUUGAUAACGAAAUAUCUGGUUAUUUAUUUCGUCUUUCUAAACGUGGAACAGGCAGCAAGCAAAAACUAUGGACUGUUCUGUCAGAUAUGUGCUUAAAAUUUUAUAAAACAUACCAUCAUCAUAAAUUAUUAGCACGUUUAUGGUUAUCAACUAAUAAAUGUACUGCUGAAUUAUUACCUACUAAUUUAUUACCAUUUGGUUAUAAUCUCAAUGAAUUUGAAGCUGAUGAACAUCACCGUCGUCAUUGUGUACGGUACAGCUAUUUUAUUAAAAUCUCUAACAAUUCCAAAGAUUAUUACUUUCAAGCUGAAAAUGAUUUCUUCCUGAAAAGAUGGUAUACCGCAAUUUCCAAUACAUUAACUUGUUCAACAACUAAACUCAAUCGAAUUGAGACAACAUUAACAGAUGAUAAUUUAAUUCUAGUCAAUGAAUCACUAUCGACAUUGUCUUUAUUAACAACAUCUGACGCCAAGUUGAUAUUCACUUGUAGACCUUUAUGUUCUGACAAAUUAAAAGAGUAA